Molecule: messenger RNA, 378 nt
Organism: Melampsora larici-populina 98AG31
Lineage: Eukaryota; Fungi; Basidiomycota; Pucciniomycetes; Pucciniales; Melampsoraceae
Exons: 2
Coding region: 1-378 (125 amino acids)
Source: RefSeq, a predicted model, not a curated record
AUGCCUCAACUAUUCACAUACUUAUUCAUCAAUCUUGCUAUCUUAUUGCUCUCCCUGGCUACCAUCAGGGCUGGCAAUUGUAUAGUCUGUGGGUACGACGGCCGCGCGUAUAGCAGUAGUAAUCCUGGACUUGGGGCCACCAACCUCUGUAAAGGCGCUAAGGACGAGAUGCCAGGUUGCACCGGCUGGGAUUGGUAUACAAACAUCAAGGACCCAAAUCAUGCGGGUCAGAAGACGUAUUGUCGAUUUUAUUGUCCGGAUAUACAUACUCCUUGCCCCGGCCACAAGGUCGAAGACGAGAACGAUCCGCUCAACGCCAAAGAGACGCUUCUUGGGAAGUCCAUCAUGGAUUGUAGAAAUUGGCCAGUAUCUAAAUGA